Boeremia exigua is the source of this 756-nucleotide messenger RNA. Its product is annotated as putative methyltransferase-domain-containing protein. Gene Ontology annotation, molecular function: protein-lysine N-methyltransferase activity. Lineage: Eukaryota; Fungi; Ascomycota; Dothideomycetes; Pleosporales; Didymellaceae. Gene Ontology annotation, biological process: peptidyl-lysine dimethylation. The record is from RefSeq and is a predicted model, not a curated record. Bases 1 to 756 code for a protein of 251 amino acids. The transcript is spliced from 4 exons.
AUGGCUUCAGAUGACGAGGGAGGUUUGGAUCUCUUCCAAGAGCCAGCCGAUUACUUUGAACCAGAGAAAGAGGCAACCUUUGCUACCCACCAGCUGUUGUCAGGGAAAGAAUUCACGGUGCGAUUGGUGGGACAUAAUCCGUUGUGGGGACACUUCCUAUGGAAUGCUGGGCGAACGAUAUCAACGUACCUAGAGGAGCAUGCAGAUGACCUUGUGAAGGGAAAGACUGUACUUGAGCUUGGCGCAGGGGCUGGUCUUCCUAGCCUUGUCUGUGCUCUCAAUGGAGCCUCACAGGUGGUUGUUACAGACUACCCUGAUGCUGAACUGGUUGAAAAUCUUCGGUACAAUAUCGAUCACUGUGAUCUAUUGCCCACGCCAAGAAGGAUAGCUGCGGAGGGCUACUUGUGGGGUGCAUCGACCGAAACUGUGACAAGCCAUUUGGAGUCUGGCGGGCGAUUCGAUGUACUCAUUCUUGCAGAUCUUCUUUUCAACCACUCCGAGCACACGAAGCUUGUCAAGACGGUGGAGCUGACUCUGAGCAAAGCACCAGGGUCCAAAGCCUAUGUAUUCUUCACACCUUAUCGGCCAUGGCUUCUAGAGAAAGACCUUGCUUUCUUUGAUCUAGCCCGUGAGGCUGGCUUCACUGUCACUAAGACAUUAGAAAAGGUCAUGGAUAAGGUCAUGUUCGAGGAAGACCCGGGUGACGAGUUGCUGCGCCGUACAGUGUACGGUUAUGAGCUUACAUGGUCGAGCUGA